This is a messenger RNA of Cryptomeria japonica (Japanese cedar), 622 nucleotides long. RefSeq lists its product as uncharacterized. Bases 260 to 622 code for a protein of 120 amino acids. Lineage: Eukaryota; Viridiplantae; Streptophyta; Pinopsida; Cupressales; Cupressaceae. The transcript is spliced from 3 exons. The record is from RefSeq and is a predicted model, not a curated record.
AGGGCCCCUCUAUCCAUAUUAUCCUAUGUAUACGUCUUAACUCUGAAAGAAUUUCUUCAUGAUUUAUUUAUUUAUCAAGUUUUAUAGAAAGCGAGGCCUGUCUUCCAAAUUUGUCCACAUUCCAAAUUGACAGAUCGACGAGAAAUAGAAAUAACAAAUUUACUUCCUCAAAAGACGAGCAGAGAAGAGAAAAAUGAUAACAGACAAUCAAAAAAAGAUUCAGCAGAGAACGUAAGAAAUCCGUCUUAAACUCGGAAGAAUGUUUCUCCCAAACGCACAGCUUCAACAAGUGCUACCUACCUACUACUUUUUGCAGCUUCACAGGUCACAGAGGGUCCACAGACAUACUCAGAAUCGAAACAAGAUAAGGUCAAUUCGGGUUUGGUCAGUAUGGGCGUGCAUGAGCCGCAGAAACUGCCAGGUUACCGGCAUGGCCGUCGACUUCGGGGUACGUGUCAGUCAUCUCGGAUAUUUCAAACGGGCUCACUGUUUCAAAAUUUGGGACCGGGAACAGCCGGUUGUAGACCGGGCGUGCCGGUGGGGUUUCCCUCGCACGGGCUCGGAGCGCUGCAAUUGGGCCUCAAACUUGCAAAGGGUCGUGCGUCCACGUGGCAUGGGUUAA